UGUACACCCAAUUGGUCCUCCUAGCUAAGCUAAGGAUAUAAAGCCAAAAAGCUUGUGAAACCAAACUACAAAGAAACACCAUGGAAACAAAAGUGGCGAAACUUGGGAGUUCUCUUCUUGUGCCUUGUGUUCAGGAACUAGCUAAAUCCAACAUGGAUGCUAUUCCACAGAGAUACAUACGCUCUGACCAAGAUCAACUCAUCAUCCAUAAUGAAGUUCCAUCACAUCUUGAGGUUCCUGUUAUUGAUAUGAAGAGGCUGCUUUCUCAUGAAUCUAUGGAUUCUGAGUUGGCCAAGCUUCAUUGUGCUUGCAAAGAUUGGGGUUUCUUUCAGUUGGUGAACUAUGAAGUGAAGCAUUCACUUUUGGAGAAGAUAAAGAAGGAGGUCCAGGACUUGUUUGAUCUCCCAAUGGAAGAGAAGAAAAAGUUAUGGCAAUAUCCGGGAGAAGUGGAGGGUUUUGGGCAAGCCUUUGUUGUAUCUGAGGACCAAAAGCUUGAUUGGGGCGACCUUUUCUUCAUGGUCACCCAGCCUGCUCAUGCAAGGAAACCCCAUUUAUUUCCAAACCUCCCUCUUCCUUUGAGAGAGACCCUAGAUACUUAUUCAUCAGAAGUGAAAAAUUUAGCUAUGGCUAUCCUUGCACAGAUGGCUAAAGCACUAGAGAUAGAGGCAAGAGAAAUAAUAGAGAUUUUUGAAGAUGGACAUCAGUCAAUGAGAAUGAAUUACUACCCUCCAUGUCCUGAACCUAACAAAGUCAUUGGGCUUACUCCACAUUCAGAUGCCACAGGUCUCACUAUCCUCCUGCAGGUCAAUGAAGUCGAAGGUCUUCAGAUAAAGAAAGAUGGCAAUUGGGUUUCCAUUAAGCCCCUCCCAAAUGCCUUUGUCAUCAACAUUGGAGACAUUUUGGAGAUUAUAAGCAAUGGGACAUAUCGCAGCAUUGAGCACAGGGCAACGGUGAAUUCGGAGAAGGAAAGGCUGUCGAUUGCAACGUUUUAUGCUCCAAGAUAUAGUGCAGAAAUAGGGCCAGCUCCCAGCUUAAUCAGUAAACAAACUCCAGCAUUGUUUAAGAAAAUAGGAGUUGAAGAGUAUUUCCAAACUCUAUUUGCUCGUGAGCUCCACAGUAAAUCUCAUCUUGAUACCCUCAGAAUUUGAUAUGGAAUAAUGGUCCUCUAUUGAUGGGAACAGGACUAUAUAGCAUCUUAAUUUAGUAUCUAAACUUUACUUGUACCGAAUUUACAGAUAAAUAAAGCUUGCAGUGCGUUUUGUUAAUAUUCAUAUUUGUACUUUGAGAGCCAGUUUGUCUUGUAGAGUCUCUUAGAAAAUAGAAAAUACCAACUUUCUUCCUA
Hevea brasiliensis (rubber tree) is the source of this 1342-nucleotide messenger RNA. RefSeq names its product protein SRG1-like. The transcript is spliced from 4 exons. The record is from RefSeq and is a predicted model, not a curated record. NCBI's taxonomy places the organism in Eukaryota, Viridiplantae, Streptophyta, Magnoliopsida, Malpighiales, Euphorbiaceae. The coding region runs from base 81 to 1148 and encodes 355 amino acids.